AUGGCGUAUCCGGAGAGGCACGGGUUAGCGAGUUUGAGGAUUGAAACAUCCUUUCGCGAGAACAGAUCAGGAUGGCCCGGUGAAGAGCAAGGGAGGGGGAAAUCGACAGAGAGUGGCGAUGGUAUCGAGAGCGAACGCACCAAAUCUCAUGACUACAAGGCGCACCGCCGUGAUACUAAUGAAGACCGCAGUUCCCUCGCCCUGAAGGCCGCCCGGCCGAUGACGCCGAAUACCCCCACAAGCCAGAUGAGAUUUCAGGCUCCCCCCCUUGACUCAUACCUGCAAGACUCGUACCUGCAAAAGCGUCGCCCCUCCAUUUCCUUCCACCCAACGGUCUCCCUGGACUCGGGUAUACAGCGCCCGCUAGAAGAGCCUCUCGUGAAAGGCGACGCCAAGAACCGCCCCCCGCAAAAGUUCGAGUCCCGGACCUCUGGUCUCCGGAACGCGCUUUCUCACGAUGAUGGCUCCGCCGACCCGCAAUCUGUCGCUUGGGGUUGCGAAUCCAAGCGGUCCCUCGAAGAGCGGGGUAUCCCGACCGGGGCUUCCCGUUCACGCCCUUCCGUUUCCUCGGAGGAUGGCUCGAUAACAACAAAUGAACUCGAUCAACCGACCUCUCUGACAUCGGUAUCAACGGCUUCCCCAGGCGAUGAAGUUCAUACACCGCCCGAUGGCAAAGAUGUGCUGCUAUCACCUCUCUAUAUCACUUCGCCCACCCAGUCGCUGACGUCCCCCGAGGACCGCAGCUCCUCCUGGUCUGGUGGUGUCAUGACGCCGUUUGGAAGUAAGCGCAGCUCUGGGCUUGACCGCAGCAGCAGUCUGCGAAACACCACGCGGCAUAGCUCCCGGCGGUCGACCCUUUCCAGCGGCAAAUCACCGGCGAGUAUGUUCUUGUCUAUGUGGUCCUCUGGCAAGGAAGAGCCAGCCACACAGCCAGACGACGAGGGCCAGAUGGUUGGAACCGAUUAUGUUCUAGGAAAACAAAUUGGCUUCGGUGGUUUCAGUGUUGUGAAAGAGGCUUAUAAGGUAGAAGAGUACGGCGAACCCAAACGUCUUGCUGUCAAGAUCGUGAAGAAGCAUGUGACUGGCCGCUCCGAGAAAGAGAACGAAGAUGUGCAAGCGGAAUUCGACCACGAGGUUCGGGUCUGGAGAUAUCUCAGCCAUCCCCACAUCCUAACGCUCGACGCCGUUUAUGAAACCGACUUCGCUACUUUCUGCUUCACCAAGCUCGCCAUCGGUGGUACAUUGUUCGACUUGGUUCGCCAGAAUCGACAAGGCAUCAAGACGUGUCUCGCGAAGAAAUAUGCUUACCAACUCGCAUGUGCCAUUCGUUAUCUCCACGAAGAUACCCGCGUGGUGCAUAGGGAUAUCAAGCUCGAGAAUUGCUUGCUCGAUCCUAUUGCGGACCAAGAUGGUAAUAUAUCUUCGACUUUGGUACUUUGUGAUUUCGGUAUGGCCGAAUGGAUGACAAUUGAUAACGGCGGGGACUCUCCCGAUCCUUACGAUGAGGUCGCUGAUCGACCCCCUCCCAAGCAGAUGGGCCCUGCUGGCUCGAGUACGAGUGUUGCUGGUAGCCUCGAGUAUGCUUCACCUGAGCUGCUUCAGUCGACUGGCGGUGUGAUCCACCCGUCAGUUGAUAUCUGGGCCUUUGGUGUCAUCGUUUUCACCAUGGUUGUUGGCUCUCGUCCCUUCCAAGACACAUUCACCCCUCGCAUCCAAGCCAAUAUACUUAACGGCACAUGGGAUCAAGAUGCCAUGCUCGGAGAGAUGAUCGAAGACAAUGUGCAUUAUGACCGCCGUGAUGCCCUUGAUCUGGUCAAAGGUUGCCUGGAGAUGGAUGUCAAUAAGCGAUGGACCAUUCGUGACAUUCUGGAAUGUCCCUGGCUGCGCGAAGUCGCUCAACCCUCCGAAGACAGCUCGUCCGACUCGGUUUGGCGGCUAUAA
Penicillium waksmanii is the source of this 1941-nucleotide messenger RNA. RefSeq names its product serine/threonine-protein kinase. Gene Ontology annotation, biological process: protein phosphorylation; microtubule cytoskeleton organization; intracellular signal transduction. The coding region runs from base 1 to 1941 and encodes 646 amino acids. The record is from RefSeq and is a predicted model, not a curated record. NCBI's taxonomy places the organism in Eukaryota, Fungi, Ascomycota, Eurotiomycetes, Eurotiales, Aspergillaceae. Gene Ontology annotation, cellular component: cytoplasm. The transcript is spliced from 2 exons. Gene Ontology annotation, molecular function: tau-protein kinase activity; ATP binding; protein serine/threonine kinase activity.